AUGAAGCAAAAGCUUCGGGAAUUGAAGGCUGUUCGUGUCGUGUACUGUGACCUCUCGGGAAUCACAAGAUGCAGGCUUGUUCCUUCAGGACGGUAUGAACAUGUUGCACAACAUGGUCUUGGUCUGGUGGCUAGCGGCAUCGGAAUGCCUGCAUGGGGGGAUGUGCCACCUGCAGACUCCCCUCAUCAAGUGACUGGGGAAUGGAGGCUAGUGCCUGAUCCAGAUACAUUCAUCACUCUCCCAUGGUAUUCAUACCAUGGCCAUGUCAUGGCCAACCUUGUGGCCCCUCCAGGAACGAAUUGGAGGUGUUGUCCUCGACAGGCACUGCAGAAUGCAGUAACAGCCCUCAAGGAGAGAUUUGGCCUUGAAUUGAAGAUUGGCUUUGAAACGGAAUUUGUACUUCUAGAUCCCAAGAAGCGGCUCCAGGGUAGUGAGCAUCUGCCUGCUGCAGCUGACGAUCAUACCUACUGCUAUGCAAGCGCUGUGGACAAGUUUGCAGCAAUCCUUGACGAUAUGGUGGGCAAUCUGCGGAGGAUGCAGCUCGAAGUCUAUCAGUGCCAUGCUGAAGCUGCCCCUGGCCAGUUUGAAAUCGCAACUGCCCCUUUCAGUCCGUUGCAGGCUGCAGACAAGGUGCUACUGACCAAGGCAGCAAUAUCUGCUGUUGCUCGACAGCACGAUCUCAUGGCUACCUUCUUGCCUAAGUACUUUCCAGACAAGGCAGGAAAUGGUCUUCAGUUUCACUUUAGCCUCUGGCAGGGUGAAAAUGAGGUAAUGUCUGGCAGUUCCCGUGAAACUUUGUCUGCUUCGGCAAGCUCGUUUGUGGCUGGCAUUCUGCGACAUCUCCCUGCUCUGGUAUGCUUCACUGCACCAUCGACGAACAGCUAUCGAAGGAUUGCCCCUGGAUGCUGGAGUGGUGCCUUCCGGUGCUGGGGAAACAAUAAUCGGGAAGCACCACUGAGAGUUGUCUUCCCGCCUGGUCCUGGAGAAGGUGGUCCACACUGCGAGUACAAAUGUUCAGAUGGCUCUUCAAACCCCUACGUUGCACUGGCUGCAGUCAUCACGGCUGGCAUGAUGGGCAUGGAGGAAAAGGCGAGUCUGCCACCACCGGUGAAUGUCGACCCAGCAAGGAUGACGGAAGAAGAACGUAGACAAGCGCAGGCUGAUGCUCUGCCCACGACGCUUGGGGAUGCACUGCACCAGCUGGAUGAGGACCAGAGUUUCAGGGACGGUUUCGAGUCAGUGGUGGGAAGUGACCUUGUGAAGACAUUCCUUGCAUGCCGCCAUGCAGAUUGGAAUUUCUUUUCAGCAGUGGAUGCCAGCAAGGAAGUGGAACUGCUGUACCCUAAGUUUUAG
Ostreobium quekettii is the source of this 1353-nucleotide messenger RNA. The record is from the annotation of a GenBank genome assembly. Lineage: Eukaryota; Viridiplantae; Chlorophyta; Ulvophyceae; Bryopsidales; Ostreobiaceae.